This is a messenger RNA of Apiotrichum porosum, 849 nucleotides long. RefSeq lists its product as uncharacterized. The coding region runs from base 1 to 849 and encodes 282 amino acids. The transcript is spliced from 4 exons. NCBI's taxonomy places the organism in Eukaryota, Fungi, Basidiomycota, Tremellomycetes, Trichosporonales, Trichosporonaceae. The record is from RefSeq and is a predicted model, not a curated record.
AUGGUGCGCCUCUCCCCCAUCAUCGGCGCCUCCUCCGCCCUCCUCUUUGCGUCCUCGGCAGCCGCUUUCCGUGACACCUCCCCUCUCCUCGCUUGGUCGUCUACUCCCAACGAGGCCCUCAACGAGGCUUCCUCCGAGGUCACAACCGGUGCCAUUGCCGCUGAUGCCGUCUUUGGCUCGCUCCCCAGCGUUGGCUGUGACUGGGAUGUCGUGAUGGUCGUGCACAUGGACGAGGCCAACACUGACAACGCCCAGCUGCACCAGUCCCACGUCGCCGGCCUCACCCUCCCAUACGAGUCGUCCAAGGCCGACCUCCACAUCCCCUUCCUCGUCCGCCCCGAGCGCAAGUCGCUCGAUACCAGCGUCGAGGACUGGGCCAAGCAGUGUGGCGCCGAGCUUGUCGACGAGUACACCCCGUCCGUUACCGGCGGCCGUACGUUUGUCUACUACAACGCCGAGCACGGUGACGUCGCUCUCCCUUCUGGCCUCCCUGAGAAGCACCUUGUUGUGCUCGUCGGCACCCGCGACCUGACCAAGCGCCAGUUUGACGAGGAGAUCCCGUUUGAGGCUGAGAACGAGGCUGAGGAGGAGGUUGCCACCGAGGCCCCCGUCAAGGUCGCUGCCCCUGGCAACGGCACCACGGCCCCCGGUAACGGCACCGAUGGCUCGUACCCCGACUACUUUGACAUCUUCACCACUCCCCUCAUCACUGCCUUGCUCGUGUCGUUUGGCCUCCUCCUCCCCAUCCUCCUGUUUGGCAUCUACUCGCUUGCCGGCAUCCAGGUGCCACCUCGCAUGAUGGAGAUUGGCAAGAGCUUGUCGGUGAACAAGGACCGCAAGGACCAGUAG